AUGGUGGGUAUUCUUUUCAAGCCUCCAACAUGUGGACAUCGUUCCCAAUACCAGUACGAAUUAUUUGAACGUUUUCUCGACAACGACAUUCUCGCGUGUGCUACAUGUUUGGGCAAGACAUGGUUUAUUCGUGAUGCAUGUUUUGUCUCUGACGCCAACCAACAAGGUCGCUUGAUGGCAGCAACCACUCAUAUGGUGGAUGUUUAUGUGCUAUGGAUAGAACGGAAUGGUGCUUUGCUUCUUUUAGCGAGGGUGAGUGGCAGAAUGGUUUUGGCAAGAACGGUAGGUUUAUCCUUGUCAGUACCUGGUUUCCCAUAG
Molecule: messenger RNA, 318 nt
Organism: Lichtheimia ornata
Lineage: Eukaryota; Fungi; Mucoromycota; Mucoromycetes; Mucorales; Lichtheimiaceae
Exons: 1
Coding region: 1-318 (105 amino acids)
Source: RefSeq, a predicted model, not a curated record